CCACUGUAAUAAAGUCCUACGUAUACACUGAUGUGUUUCUAUUUAAUUCGUUGACACAGUACGUUUAAUUAUAUAUUUAGUGUUUUAUGUUUCACAUAAAUUCAAAUAUAUGCAGAUGAUUUGAUAGUUUUAUAACAAGAAAGAUGAUUUUGUUUAUUAUACUGGUGACAGGUGUCUCAGCCUCAGUGUUUCCCAACCUUGAUCAUAUUCGUCCAUCAGUCAGUUUGAAGGACCAGCGUCAAGCAGCUCAAGAUUUGAUUGGUCGAGUACUGGGUCAAAGGUCAAGUAGCUUUCAAGUGGUUAUUGUAGGAAACACAGAUCCAGAGUUCAAAGACACUUUUAACGUAAUAUCAGAUGGUAAUAAUGUGACAAUAACAGCAACAUCUGGUGUAUCAGCAGCAAUGGGCUUCUAUUAUUUCUUAAAGACAAAGUGUGGGUGUCAGUUUACAUGGGGUGGAGAGCAGCUUUAUCUUCCAAGUUCAUUACCCGUGAUCACUAAACCUGGUCUUACUGUAAAAACAAAUGACAGAUUUCGCUACUACCAGAACGUAUGCACACCUAGUUAUUCUUAUGUUUGGUGGGACUGGUCUCGUUGGCAACGGCACAUAGACUGGAUGGCAAUGAAUGGUUUCAAUCUGCCACUGGCAUUUACUGGGCAGGAAGCUAUCUUUCAAAGGGUGUACAGAAAGAUGGGUUUUACUGAUACUGAGCUGCAGCAGCAUUUUGGGGGACCUGCUUUCCUUGCUUGGGCAAGAAUGGGUAACAUGCAGGGUUGGGGUGGACCAUUACCUCAGAGCUGGAUAGAUGAUCAGUUGGCUCUUCAGCACAAGAUCCUAUCUCGUAUGAGAGACUUAGGCAUGAUACCUGUACUGCCUGGGUUUGCAGGUCAUGUACCCAUGUCUAUUACCAGAUUAUACCCGAAGGUGAAGGUCAGUCGACUCAGUGAUUGGGGACAUUUUAAUCAGACCUACUGCUGUACCUUUCUAUUGGAUUUUAAUGAGCCUCUUUUCAAGAAAAUUGGCAAGGCUUUUAUAGAAGAGAUGCAGUCAGAGUUUGGUGUUGACCAUGUGUACAAUGCAGAUUCUUUCAAUGAAAUGGACCCUUCAUCAAGUGAUACAGCAUACAUUAAGUCAGCUGGACAAUCAGUUUACAGUGCAAUGACUGCAGCAGACCCACAAGCUGUUUGGUUGAUGCAGGGUUGGUUGUUUUUGGCUGGAGCAUCGUUCUGGCAACCUGAGCAAACUAAAGCUUUAUUGACCUCAGUCCCACAGGGUAGAAUGAUUGUACUAGAUUUAUUUGCUGAAGUUAGACCCGUCUAUAAUUCCACUCACUCAUUUUAUGGACAGCCAUUUAUAUGGUGCAUGCUGCAUUCUUUUGGAGGUACAAUGGAACUUUAUGGUGUCAUUGAAACUGUUAAUAAGGGACCUUUUAAGGCAAGGCAGUUUGUUGACAGUACUAUGAUAGGUACAGGGCUCACACCAGAGGGGAUUUUCCAGAAUGAGGUCAUGUAUGAAUUGAUGAAUGAAAAUGCUAUAGCUUCAAGUCCAAGAAAUUUAACUAAAUGGUUUUCUGACUAUGCCAGGAACCGGUAUGGAAAGUAUGAUGUAGACACAGAAAAGGCAUGGCAACUGUUAAAGGCUACAGUGUAUAAUUGCACUGAUAAUCACUCUAAUGGUGGGUCACAUGUAAUACCCACUAGGAGGCCAAAACUAUCAUUACGGCCAGAAAUUAGUGUGUAUAACAAUACAGAUAUGCUGAAAGAUCAUAGUAAAUAUGUCAUACCAACUUCUAGACCCAGUCUGAAGCCACAUAUACCAGAUAUUUGGUAUGACCCUCAACAGCUUUACACUGCCUGGGGUCACAUGGUCAAAGCUUCAAGUAAAUUGGGUUCAAGUACACUAUUCAGGUAUGACCUUGUAGAUAUUGCCAGAAACAGUCUUCAGGUUAUUUCAACCAAGUUUUAUACAGAAAUGAUAGCUGCUUAUAAAAACAAAGACAUGGCAAUGUUAAAAUCAGCUGGAAGUGACCUUAUUGAACUUUUAGAGGACUUAGAAAUGCUACUUGCUUCUGAUAAACAUUUCUUAUUGGGUACUUGGAUCAGAGAUGCUAGGAAUCGGGGCCACACAGUGGCUGAGAAAAACUUGAUGGAAUAUAAUGCCAGGAACCAGGUUACUUUGUGGGGACCAACUGGCGAGAUCAGAGACUAUGCGGCAAAACAGUGGUCUGGACUAUUUUCUGGAUAUUAUACAAAGAGAUGGCAGAGCUUCCUUACCAGUCUUUUACAGUGUGUAGAAAAGGGUGAAAAAUUUAACCAUAAGAAGUUUGAGAUGAUGGUACUGGAGACUAUAGAGCAGCCAUUUACAUUCAGCAGGGAAGCUGUUCCUGACACACCAAAAGGAGAUUCCGUACAGAUUGCCAGUAGUUUGUAUCAGAAGUAUUUACCCACAAUGCAGUCUGAUUUUUACCGCCAUUUAAAAAGUUGGUCAUCACAAGGGCUCAAGAAAUACACAGCUGUAUCACAGGAAUGGGUGAAGACAAAAUGGAAAAUCGACAGAGCAACAUUCCACGAUAUGCUUUAAUGAUGUAUACAUGUAAGAGCAACAUUCCACGAUAUGCUUUAAUGAUGUAUACAUGUAUGAAAUACUCGACUGUGAUAGAUUUAUAUGAAAUCCUAAAUCAUGUAAAUCAAUAUUCAUUGUCUGUAUACAAGAUUUAUAACUCAUGUAGCAGGGAACCAGUCUCAAGAUGAAGCAUUUGAUUGGUUAAUUCUGAAAACGGAUUUGGAACUUUAACUUUAUUUACCAACUUGCAAUUUUUCAAACAGAUUUGGACAGAGAUUUUUCUUCAAGAUUUGUUCUGUUCUAAAGUUUUGAUUUUAAUCGAUUUUUUAUAGGUACAUGUAUGUUAAUAUAGUUAAGAAUGCUAUUUUGAGAAAAAAAUAUGAUAAUGUAUUACGUACGCAAAUAUUGAAUUUAUUAUUUAUAUUAUAAUUUUCUAUGCGAGUUAACAGGUUUUUGAUAUUUUGUAUAAUUUUUAUUUUAUAUGUUGUAUGUAAAGAUCUGCCAUAUUUUUGUAUUAAACUAUCACAAAGGUAUA
Molecule: messenger RNA, 3096 nt
Organism: Ruditapes philippinarum (Manila clam)
Lineage: Eukaryota; Metazoa; Mollusca; Bivalvia; Venerida; Veneridae
Product: alpha-N-acetylglucosaminidase-like
Exons: 24
Coding region: 144-2579 (811 amino acids)
Source: RefSeq, a predicted model, not a curated record